CUGUCUCUAUUACUGCUUUUGGGACGAGACUAGACGUAUAUUAGGAAUCCUUCGUUUGAACUAAGACUAACUAAACCGAGGAAGCAUGGUAUCUGCCGGGCUACAGAUGUUGGGCACUGCCCUGGGCAUCAUUGGCUGGAUCAUGACCAUCGUCAUUUGCGCUCUGCCCAUGUGGAAGGUCACAGCUUUCAUUGGGAACAACAUCGUAACAGCACAGAUUACCUGGGAGGGCAUCUGGAUGUCCUGCGUUGUGCAAAGCACCGGGCAGAUGCAGUGCAAAGUCUACGACUCGAUGUUGGCUCUCAGCUCGGACCUGCAGGCCGCUCGCGCACUCUGUGUCGUUUCCAUUUUGGUUGGUAUCAUUGGGAUUUUCCUGUCCAUCGCUGGUGGAAAGUGCACCAACUGUGUGGAGGACGAGGGCGCCAAAGCAAAGGUGGGCAUAGCGUCUGGCGUGGCUUUCAUCCUCUCUGGUGUCCUGUGUCUGAUUCCCGUCUGCUGGACUGCCAACACCAUUAUCAGGGACUUCUACAACCCUUUAGUACUCAGUUCACAGAAAUAUGAGAUCGGAGCUUCUCUGUACAUGGGGUUUGCCGCCGCUGCUCUGCUGAUCAUUGGAGGAGGUUUGCUCUGCUGCAACUGUCCACCCAAAGACAACUACAGCGCAAAGUAUACAGCACCCCAAUCAGCAGGAUCCAAAGGCUACGUCUGAUCAUUUCAGAAGAUGCUUCAGCUAUGGACUCGAUCUUCGUGAUAUUCUGUAUUUUGACGAGCUGAUACGGACAUUUUAUUGUCUUGUGUAUUUUCGGCUGCUCACCAAAGUCACGACAGUACAAAGAUUUAACUUUCGAGCUUUAGAAGAACAAGCAAUGUCAUGACAAACAGCAGCGUCUGUCACAGUUGGGUGUUGCCCUUUGGGUGUUUUUUGUUUGUUUUUUUAACCGAAAGCUUUUAUAUUCAGACAAGGAAUAUUCUAAUAUUCAUUUGGUUUACUGUAUUACACAUUUGAACUGUAUUAAAUAAUACACAUAUCUAGCAUUUAUAUUUUACAGUUUAUUUGUUUUACAUUCUAUGUCUUAAGAUUUGAUGUUAUCGUGCAUUCAGUGACGCCUGCUUUUUUGUUACCAUUACAAUACAUUUUAAAGAAAUAAAUUUUUUUUUAAAAAACAAAACAAAACAAAACAAAAAAACAAGGAAUUUUCUUUAUUGACCACACACACACACCUACACAUAUUUUAUUAACUUAAAUGAUUAAACUUACAAUAUUUUUCAUUGAAAUAAGAUUUUAAACCAAACCAACAUCUUAACUAUCUUGUGAUCGUAUGAUAUUCAGAACCAGAUUUAAAGAGAGACUGGUAAUAAUUUUCAAGACUCGCUAAUGAUUUUCAAGAGAUUUUAUAUGACAUAUUUUUACUAGCGUUAAUACUGAAUUUACCGGCAUUAAUAUAAUAUUCCGUAUAUUAAAAUUUAACUUCAGAGAGAAUUUAAUAUAGAAUGAAUUUCUAUUCUGUUUAUUUUUGAGUUCUUAUAAAAAUGAACCUUGAUUUAAAUUUAACCUUAAAAACAUGUUGUCAAACUGUAGCUCAUGAUAAUCUAAAAAUCGGUUUAAAAACAUAAAAAUGUAGAUUUUUAAAUAAAAAUUAAAUGCGAUAAUAAAAGAUUUUAAAUGUGUUCUGUGAUUGGUUCACGAAUAAAAAACAGCACUAUUAAAUAGAUAAAAUAUUAUUCUACAGAGUUUCUGGAACAAAUAGGAAAUAUGUUAAAGUAUAGACCGGACCAUGCGGGUCAGUGCGUAGCAUAUUUUACUUACUUUACUAUUAGUUAUAGUUGAGUUAUAUUAUGAAAAUAUUUACUGAUAGGUUCAUGGAUUUUUUUUGGUUAUAGUACUUUAGGAGAAAUUUUAAGUUUUGAGUGAUUAAACUAAAGGCUAAUGAUUUGCUGUAAAAUAAAUAAAUAAAUAAAUAAAUAUAUAACUAUCGACUCUUGAGAAAUAUGUAUGCAAGAGUGACACCAAGUGUUCUUUAGUUGAUCUUCAGUAAUCUCCUCAAGAAAUAGGUCUGGAACACACCCUAGAGUUCUUCUAGCAUUACUACAUUACUAUACCAGAUUGUCCAUGUCUAAAAAAUAAAGCGUAUUUAUUUCUUAUACAGUUUACUGAAAUAAACAAUGUCAAAAUAAACCUC
This is a messenger RNA of Tachysurus fulvidraco (yellow catfish), 2180 nucleotides long. RefSeq names its product claudin-like protein ZF-A89. Gene Ontology annotation, cellular component: plasma membrane; bicellular tight junction. Gene Ontology annotation, molecular function: structural molecule activity. The transcript has a single exon. The coding region runs from base 86 to 709 and encodes 207 amino acids. The record is from RefSeq and is a predicted model, not a curated record. Gene Ontology annotation, biological process: cell adhesion; bicellular tight junction assembly. NCBI's taxonomy places the organism in Eukaryota, Metazoa, Chordata, Actinopteri, Siluriformes, Bagridae.